GACAGGAAGUGGCGCCAGGCUUGCCGGAAGUGGGUUGCGCCGUGGGGUUGACAUUGUGUGUGCGGGAGGUGCCACGGCUUCGCUCGGCGGAAAGUUGGGGCAGGGAGGAGGGGAGGGGGGCGGCGUCGCACCAUGUCAAUAGCAGCGGAUGCGUUCGUUUCUCAGAUGGCAGCUGCAGAACCUUGGCCUGAAAAUGCAACACUUUACCAACCAUUAAAAGGGGAACAGAUUUUGCUGUCAGACAAUGCUUCGUGCCUUGCUGUUCAGGCAUUUCUGCGGAUGUGCAAUCUGCCGGUCCAGGUGAUUUGUAGGGCAAAUGCAGAGUACAUGUCCCCAUCUGGAAAAGCGCCCUUUAUACAUGUGGGUAAUCAUGUCGUAUCAGAACUUGGCCCUAUUGUGCAAUUUGCAAAAGCCAAGGGUCAUUCACUCACUGAUGGACUGGACGAAAUUCAGAAGGCUGAGAUGAAAGCUUACACAGAACUGGUGAAUAAUAUGCUGUUGACAGCAGAGCUUUACAUACAGUGGUGCGAUGACAGCACUUCGGCACAGAUAACUCGUUCUAGAUAUGGCUCACCGUAUCCUUGGCCUCUAAAUCAUAUCUUGGCCUAUCAGAAGCAAUGGGAAGUAAGACGCAAGAUGAAAGCAAUUGGAUGGGCUGGGAAAACUAUUAAACAGGUACAUGAAGAUGUAGAUCGAUGCUGCCAGGCUCUCUCUCAAAGACUGGGAUCCCAGCCCUAUUUCUUUACCCGACAGCCAACAGAACUGGAUGCACUGGUGUUUGGUCAUUUGUUCACAAUCCUUACAACUCAGUUGACCGAUGAUACACUUGGUGAAAAGGUGAAAAAUUAUGAAAACCUCAUAAAGUUUUGUAGAAGAAUAGAGCAGAACUACUUUGAAGAGCAUGAUCGAGAGAGUGCAUUGAGUUCAGCAUCCAGGUGCUCAAGAGGCUCUUCCACAAAGUAAUUUUUUAAAAAAAAAGCAAAAUAAGUAAAUUAUUGGAAACAAUAAUUAAUAUUGCAUUGUUGCAAACAAUAAAACUGAAGAGUAUUUAACAAGCUGAUGCCAUAUACAGUGUGGUACAAUUGCAGUCUGUUCUUUUGUAACAUUUUAAGUGAAACACUAUACAGGUCUGAUGAUCUAAUUGUUAGUAUGAUGACCCAGUCCUUUGUUUUCUCUUGAAUAUAAAUGUAACAAGCAACUUGAUGGAGCUGUACUGACUUAAAAUAUAUUAAAAAAAAUGCAGAAAAUCUAA
Pristis pectinata (smalltooth sawfish) is the source of this 1252-nucleotide messenger RNA. It is a transcript of the gene mtx2, whose product is annotated as metaxin 2. Gene Ontology annotation, cellular component: SAM complex. Gene Ontology annotation, biological process: mitochondrion organization. The transcript is spliced from 10 exons. NCBI's taxonomy places the organism in Eukaryota, Metazoa, Chordata, Chondrichthyes, Rhinopristiformes, Pristidae. The record is from RefSeq and is a predicted model, not a curated record. The coding region runs from base 133 to 963 and encodes 276 amino acids.